AUGGUUAACAAAUCCUUGAUCUCAACAACUCAUCCGAUGAAGGACUCUAUGAACACAUCGGAAUCCAUACAGGACAAGAAGUGGACAGAUUAUGCUACCAUGGCAGACUCCUCCACCAAAACCAUGUUCACAGAGCUCUUCGGGUUAACUUCAGACCAACCAAAGGACUCAUCUUCAAGUUCAAUUACGUCUAACAGUGCUCUAAUGGACAAGUUUGUAGAGAGAAUCAUAUCAAUGGCACUUCCAACGGCUUACACCGACGAAACAUAUCAAGAACAACUACAAGAAAGACUACAGAAUCAACAGUCCAGGCCACCCCUCUCGGUUAAUAUCAUGACGAAGAACUUCAUACAAUUGAACUCAAGGCUGUCAAUUCCUUUUAUCCUGAUUGACGAGGUUGUUUGUAUCAUAAAUUGGAAACGACCGUACUACACAUUGAGUGUCCUGCUAAUUGCAUCACUGUUGAUUCUCAAGCCCACGCUACUGACUGUCUUUCCUAUGUUCUAUAUUCUAUCAGGGAUAAUGGUACCUGCAUACUUGAAAAGGCAUCCUCCGGAGAAGAAUCAGCUUUUGGAAUCAAACCCAAUCCCCGCGUAUGGUGAGCCAGUGAAAGAUAUAACUCUCCCCAAACCAGUUCCCGAUUUGUCCAGAGAAUUUGUGGUGAAUUUGACAGACCUACAGAACCGCAUGUUGCUGUAUGUAAUCACUUUCGAUUUCAUCAACUCGAUAAACCUGGAGUUUUUCUACUUCAAAGACGAUGCUGUAUCCAAUUUUGUGUUUCUGGCUCUCUUUGCUCUGGCAACCAUAGUGUUCACCAGUGUGAAUAUCAUCCCCCUGGAAAUAUUGAGCUUUACUGCCAAGUUCACACUAUUGGUGGGAAUUUGGGGAUUGAUGGUCUUACUACAUCCAGAGAACUUGGAUCAGUUUUUGGCUCUAUUGUAUUCAGAAGAGUACAGGUUGAAACUACAAACAAUGUCCAAUAAGGUGGAAACUCGUCUGAAAAACGAGUUUUCGAACAGAGUUGACUCUGAUCAGAAUGAGAUAAGAGAGAUAGAGAUUUUUGAAUUGCAGACUUUAGAUGAGGAUACUAAUGAAUGGAAACUGCUGUGCUAUUGUAACGAUCCUUUUGCCAUCAACUCCACUAGAAGAGAUAACGAAAAAAGUAUUAAAGGAUGUUUAUCAUUACAAAGUAUAAUGCCUCCCAUCGGAUGGAAAUUUGACCUGCAAGAUGCCCCAUCUUCCUCUGUGAAUCCUGACUCUUCGACUACCAGUGAUGAAACUGAUGUUUCAAGACAAACAAAUAUUCAUGGGUGGACUUUGGAUCUAAGUCCUACCGGAUGGGUCCAUCAAAACUAUCUUCAGGGCGUGCUGUCUAUCGAUGAUGAUGGUAAAUGGUGUUAUGAUAAAAAAGACUCCCUGAGUACUUUGAAGAAGCUUUCCAACUGUUACGAAUCUACUGGAAAGGAAUACCGAAGAAGACGAUGGAUAAGGACAUGUAAGCGAGAUUUUGUUCUUGAUAGCACACCGUCCACAUAA
This is a messenger RNA of Komagataella phaffii GS115, 1536 nucleotides long. RefSeq names its product Peroxisomal integral membrane peroxin. The transcript has a single exon. Lineage: Eukaryota; Fungi; Ascomycota; Pichiomycetes; Pichiales; Pichiaceae. The record is from RefSeq and is a predicted model, not a curated record. The coding region runs from base 1 to 1536 and encodes 511 amino acids. Gene Ontology annotation, cellular component: peroxisomal membrane. Gene Ontology annotation, biological process: peroxisome organization.